AUGCACGGGCGAGGCAGGGUAGGGAAGCCGAGGAAGGUCCUGCGGUUUACAAGCCCACACGGGGGUGGGGUGGGUGACGACGAAGGGAAACUGUUCCAGCUUCAAGGAAAAAUCCAAACGUGCUCCUGGGUCCACGCUCAACCGUCCCACGCCUUCAGCCUCCUGUUGUCCUCGGGCUGCUGGACGGCCACUGCUGCUCUGCUCGUGUGUCCGGCUCCUAGAGAAAUCCUGCUGCUGCAGCGAGCUGGUUUCACACCUGCUCAGCACACACUCCCUCCCUCCCUCCCAGUCCACCAAGCUCCUGCGCCACGGUUGCACCUCUGCACCAGAAAAAAGCCAGUUCUCUUUGAUUUUGGAUGCUGGCAGAUUCGAGAUGGGAGCAUUCUCCCUACGUUUUGGGAGGUCAUCAGCGACGAGCAUGGCAUCGACCCCACUGGCAGUUACCAUGGCGACAGCGACUUGCAGCUGGAGAGGAUCAACGUGUACUACAAUGAAGCCGCUGGUAACAAGUAUGUGCCCCGGGCCAUCCUGGUGGAUCUGGAGCCGGGCACCAUGGACUCGGUCAGGUCUGGACCCUUCGGCCAGAUCUUCAGGCCCGACAACUUUGUGUUCGGUACGUAGCCACGACCCCUGGGCGCUGGCUCCGCGGGUCUCCUUCCUCCCCAGCCCCGUGGGGCUCACAGCUCUCCCGGCUCAAGGCCGAGGUGGACACCGUGUGUCCACAGGGAGCCCUCGGCCCUGACGUCACGGCCCCGGGCCCGGAGCUGCCCCUCGUCCAGCCCCUCUCAGUGCAGCCCAAAGGCCGGGUCACCUGCAGGGGCUGCCUCGGCCCCGCCCCCAGAGCAGCCUGGGAGGGGCUUGGAAGGAAGAGCCAAGGAGAGCUUCCCAGAGCAGGUGGCUGGUCCUUCGAGAGAAGCAGUGAGAAGCAAGUGCUUCUAGAGGCCCAGGCCCGAGGCCCA
Molecule: messenger RNA, 959 nt
Organism: Sus scrofa (pig)
Lineage: Eukaryota; Metazoa; Chordata; Mammalia; Artiodactyla; Suidae
Source: RefSeq, a predicted model, not a curated record